Messenger RNA from Panicum virgatum (switchgrass), 1425 nucleotides. RefSeq lists its product as uncharacterized. The coding region runs from base 1 to 1425 and encodes 474 amino acids. The transcript has 2 exons. The record is from RefSeq and is a predicted model, not a curated record. NCBI's taxonomy places the organism in Eukaryota, Viridiplantae, Streptophyta, Magnoliopsida, Poales, Poaceae.
AUGGGGAUCAAGAACUCCACCGCAACCUUUGCCCAGAGCUGGAGCAGUACUCAAGGCCGGCUCGUGCGCGUGGAAGUCCUUGUCCUCUUCAGCGCCUUGAUGGGAAUCCUCGUCGAGUUGCUUGGCUCACGCCGGCGGCAGCAUAGCCAUGGUUUCUUCCGCUUCUUCGUGUGGGCGGUGUACACGCUCUUCACCGUGCUUGGCCCGUACACCAUUGGAUUGCUGCAGGACGGUCCAUUCCGUGACCAGACGUUCGUCUUGUGGGGCACCACCCUCCUCCUCAUCCAAGUGAGUGUCGAUUCCCUCACCGUUUACAGCAUCCAUGACAUUGAGCAGAGGAAGAGGAUGCUUGUGCAGCACGUGCUACAGAUCAUCCUCGUGCUAUGGCUGAUUAGCAUCUUUUUGACAUACAGAAAGUCUGGGGUUCUGAGCAACGCGAGCAAACAAGGAGGUUUGUUGAAGCAGUCGAAAGUGGUUGCUGAUUAUAUGAUGAAUGAGCAUGAGCAAAUACCUCAGGGUGUCACUCCGAAUCCUAAAACCAUGCAAGGUUACAAGUACAUAUUCCAUGGUGAAGAAGAAGUAGCUUCUUUGCUUCCCACUGCACCUGAAUAUAGAGUUGGAUUUAAAAAGAAGACACGUAGAAGGUUCAGCAUGUUCAUCUUCCCAAGGAGUGAGUUUGGAAAUUGUAGCACCAUUGAUUCCGUGUGGCGAUGGAUCGAGAGUCAGAGCAUUCUCGACAAGAAAGUUGCGAAGGAUGUUGCACUCUCCUUCUCAUUGUUUAAAUUGUUGAAGCGGAGAUUGUGUGGAUACGGGAUUGGUGAAGCUGGUCUCACCAAGACAUUAGAUUUUGUGCUUCAUGGGGUUAUCUCUGAAGAUGGUAACUAUGCCCGUGCUUUUAGAGUUAUAGAGAUGGAGUUGGCAUUCCUAUAUGAUUUCCUCUAUACAAGAUUCGAUACAGUGUCUUAUAGGUAUAAGGGCUCACAAUUUUACUUUGCUAUCACUGUUACUGUUUGGAAUUGUGUCACUGGAGCAUUUAGCCGGCACUACCAUAGUAGUAAUUUGAAACAGAGAGUUUAUGGAAUCGAUGUUAUUCACAUGGUCACCAUUCUGCUGCCUAUCAUUGUGUUAGCAUUGUCCCUUUUACCUACCAGCCUGAACUCGAUGUGGGACACAGUGCAUGAGAUGCAGGAUCCAAGUUUAUUGCUUGCCAAGGAAUGGACACGGAAGUUUCCUAUGGUAAAGCGUGCACAGUUGUCUUCUGUAACACGUGAGGCAGAGAAGUGCUGGCAGAGAGCGUUUGGGCAGUACUCUCUGUUACUGGAUUUCGACUACCACCCGUGGAAUGUGCUGUCUGUUGUCCCUUGGACUUGUCGACGCAACAAGAGAAGGACAGAAGGCUGGGGAAAAGAUCGUAUUGACAGAUGA